Messenger RNA from Gopherus evgoodei (Goodes thornscrub tortoise), 999 nucleotides. It is a transcript of the gene WDR45, whose product is annotated as WD repeat domain 45. Bases 145 to 969 code for a protein of 274 amino acids. Gene Ontology annotation, cellular component: cytosol; phagophore assembly site membrane; extrinsic component of membrane. The transcript has 9 exons. Gene Ontology annotation, biological process: autophagy of mitochondrion; nucleophagy; protein lipidation. The record is from RefSeq and is a predicted model, not a curated record. NCBI's taxonomy places the organism in Eukaryota, Metazoa, Chordata, Testudines, Testudinidae. Gene Ontology annotation, molecular function: phosphatidylinositol-3-phosphate binding; phosphatidylinositol-3,5-bisphosphate binding; protein binding.
ACUCAUCGUCCAGGUCGAUCACGUGACGAGCUGUCAGCGUCCCUUCCCCUGUGUGACCCGGCAGAACCAGAUCAGCUGGUGUUUGUCUCCCGCCCCGCUUCGUGCGGGCGCCGGUUGCUUGGAUCCAGGGGCCCCUCCUGCAGCAUGGCGCAGCAACGUGGGGUGAACAGCCUGCGUUUCAACCAGGACCAGAGCUGCUUCUGCUGCGCGAUGGAGUCCGGGGUGCGAAUCUACAAUGUGGAGCCGCUCAUGGAGAAAGGGCACCUGGAUCACGAGCAGGUGGGCAGCGUGGCCCUGGUUGAGAUGCUGCAUCGAUCCAACCUCUUGGCCAUUGUAGGGGGAGGAGGGAAUCCCAAAUUCUCAGAGAUCUCAGUGCUGAUUUGGGACGACGCCCGCGAGGGGAAGGGAGGCAAAGACAAGCUGGUUCUGGAAUUCACCUUCACCAAACCUGCCCUGGCCGUGCGCAUGGGACACGACAAGAUCAUCAUUGUUCUGAGGAACCGGAUUUACGUUUAUUCCUUCCCGGAGAACCCCACCAAGCUCUUCGAGUUCGACACGCGGGACAACCCCAAAGGGCUCUGCGAUCUCUGUCCCAGUCUGGAGAAGCAGCUGCUGGUGUUCCCCGGGCACAAGUGUGGCAGCCUACAGCUGGUGGACCUGUCGAGCACCCAGCCGGGCACCUCGUCAGCGCCGUUCACCAUCAACGCCCACCAGGGCGAGAUCGCCUGCGUCUCCCUCAACCAGCCGGGCACGGUGGUGGCGUCGGCCUCCCGCCAGGGCACCCUCAUCCGCCUCUUCGACACCCAGAGCAAGGAGAAACUGGUGGAGCUGCGGCGGGGCACGGACCCCGCCACCCUGUACUGCAUCAACUUCAGCCACGACUCGUCGUUUCUCUGCGCGUCAAGCGACAAGGGGACGGUUCACGUCUUCGCCCUGAAGGACACACGCCUCAACCGCCGCUCCGCGUAGGUACCCCCCCGGAACCCCCCCUGCGUAGGU